Molecule: messenger RNA, 3990 nt
Organism: Andrographis paniculata
Lineage: Eukaryota; Viridiplantae; Streptophyta; Magnoliopsida; Lamiales; Acanthaceae
Product: starch synthase 3, chloroplastic/amyloplastic
Exons: 17
Coding region: 293-3781 (1162 amino acids)
Molecular function (GO): alpha-1,4-glucan glucosyltransferase (UDP-glucose donor) activity; starch binding
Source: RefSeq, a predicted model, not a curated record
UCCUUCCCUGCUGAUACAAACCCAUCAGCAAACCAAAGAGAAUUCGCCAUUUUUCUGUGCUCUCCGUUGGCGGUAGCAACGGCGAGCUUGCGGCUACGAACGACGGGUAUGAUUGGCGGUUACGACGAUGGGGUAUGAAAUCUCAUUUCGGUAUUGCUAAUUAGUCCAAGAGGUGGAGAGAGUGAGGCAGAGAGAAGGAAAGAUAAGAGAGUUUGUGUAUGCGUGAUUGCUGCAUCUUCUAGAGAAUCUCCCAUUCCAUUGCAUUUUGCGAUUUGUUCGACGUUCUAAGAGUAUGGAAGUUCGUUUGCCACUGGAAAGGCCUAUCGGUAACCGAACGGUGUUAAGCCAGUACAAGAUCAAGCCAUUUCUUGGAUUCCUGCCCCUCCAAUCUUUCAAAUGGAGCGGAAAUGAAAUGGUAGCAAAGGCUACACAUGGAAUUACUGCAAGUUCAGACUUUUCAAAAAGAAGGCAGAGGAAAGUUUCCAAUCCACGGUCAAGAGAUUCAUCGCCAAAAGGUUUUACCCCAAAAACACAAAUCCCAACAAACAUCCCGAAGAAGUAUCAGAAGAGCAAUGAUGAAGAUGAUGUUUCAGGUUCUUCAUCACGCAAGAAGUUUGAGGAGCCUAAUGCUAAAACACCUGAAUUAAUAUUCGUAGGUGAUGAUGAAGAGAAUCUAGAAAUGGAGGAAAAUUUAGCAGCAACCCAAGAGGCUGAUGGUUCUGAGUAUGAAAAAUUUAUUGAAGAAAAACAUGUAUAUGAAGGUCAGCUGCAUAAGAAUGUGGCUAAAGACAAGUUCAAAGAAGCACCUGUGACCUUGAAAGUGGGAACAGAAAUGUCAGGUGAAACAGAUUCAAGGUCAGCAGAGAUCGGAAAACUUUCAAAAAAUGCAGAACAUGUCAAGAGUAUAGAGACCACUGAUGAUACACAAGAAAAAUUGUAUUUGCAGUCUGUAGCAGUUGAUAAUCAUCCCACUACAAUUGAAAAGGAUAAAUCAAGUGGUGAACUUUUCAAAAAGCUAGAAUUGGAUAGGAAAAAAAAAUUAUGGAAAGAAGCAUUUCAGAGGCUGGCUGAUAAUAAUUUCACUAGAGGGAACCGAUUAUUUCACCACCCACAGCUGGUAAAACCUGAUCAAGAUGUAGAGAUUUUUUUUAACAGAAGUAUCUCCAGGUUGAAGGAUGAGCCCGAAGUUUUCAUCAUGGGAGCUUUUAAUGGCUGGAGAUGGAAAUCUUUCACAUUUAAGAUGAGCAAGAGCCAUCUUAAAGGUGAUUGGUGGUCUUGCCUAGUCCAUGUUCCUAAGGAAGCUUAUAAGAUUGAUUUUGUUUUUCAUAAUGGGGAAUACAUCUACGACAACAAUAAUGAGCAAGAUUUCUGCAUUAGAGUGGAGGGUGGGAUUGAUGAAUUCGAAUUUGAAAAUUUCUUGCUAGAAGAAAAACGCAGGGAGCAAGAGGAACUUGCUCGUAAGAAAGCUGAAAUGGAAAGACAAGAAGAGAAAAAAAUGCGUCUAGAAGCAGAAAGGAUUGCAAGUGAGGCUGAUAGAGCUCAGGCAAGGACCGAAGUUGCAAAGAGAAAGGGAGAGCUGCAACAAAUGUUGAAGAGUGCCAUGACAUCGAUGGAUGAUGUCUGGUACAUGGAGCCGCCUUUAUAUGGAAGCAAUGACAUAGUCAAGCUUUACUACAACAAAAGUUCGGGACCACUUAAACAUGCUGAUAACAUAUGGAUUCAUGGAGGACAUAAUGGUUGGAAGGAUGGGUUAUCAAUAGUUUCAAAGCUCAUCAAACCUGAGAGAAAAGCUGGAGAUUGGUGGUUUGCUGAAGUUGUUGUACCUGACAAGGCCUUUGUGUUGGACUGGGUAUUUGCUGAUGAUCUACCUAGCCGGGCAAAAGUUUAUGACAACAACAAUGAACAAGAUUUUCAUGGUAUUGUCCCAAUGUCCCUUCCUGAUGACCGAUAUUGGUUUGUACAAGAGGAAGAAAUAUAUGAGAGACUGCAGGCGGAAAGGCAGCUGAGAGAAGAAGCAUUACGAGCUAAGGCUGAAAAAACUGCUCGCCUUAAGGCAGAAACAAAGGAAAAAACUUUGAAAACGUUUCUGUUGUCUCAAAAGCAUAUUGUUUAUACGGAUCCACUUGAUGUCCAAGCUGGAAGCACAGCCACCUUAUACUACAAUCCUGCUAACACUGUUCUAAGAGGAAAACCAGAAGUUUGGUUGAGAUGCUCAUUCAAUCGCUGGACUCAUCGUUUUGGUCCAUUGCCACCUCAAAAAAUGGUCCCUGCUGAAAAUGGUUCUCAUCUUAAAGCCACUGUCAAAGUUCCGUUGGAUGCAUAUAUGAUGGACUUUGUGUUUUCUGAAAAAGAAAACGGGGGAGUUUUUGACAACAAGAAUGGUAUGGACUACCAUAUACCUGUGUUUGGAGGAGUAGUGAAGGAGCCUCCCAUGCAUAUUGUACACAUAGCAGUUGAAAUGGCACCCAUUGCAAAGGUGGGAGGUCUUGGUGAUGUUGUCACUAGUCUUUCCAGAGCUGUUCAGGACAUGAGCCACAAUGUGGAUAUUAUCCUUCCAAAAUAUGAUUGCUUGAAUCUUAGCAAUGUGAAGAAUUUGCAUUUAUAUAAGAGCUAUAUGUGGGGUGGAACUGAAAUUAAAGUUUGGGUUGGAAAGGUGGAAGGCCUCUCUGUGUAUUUCUUGGAGCCUCAGAAUGGAUUAUUUUGGGUCGGCUGCAUUUAUGGACGCCAUAAUGAUGGAGAGAGAUUUGGUUUCUUUUGCCAUGCAGCUCUUGAGUUUCUUCGGCAGAGUGGCUUCCACCCCGAUAUAAUUCAUUGUCAUGAUUGGUCUAGUGCUCCUGUGGCGUGGUUGUUCAAAGAACAAUACAUGCAUUAUGGCCUUGAAAAAGCCCGUGUUGUAUUCACCAUACACAACCUUGAAUUUGGAGCACACCUGAUUGGGAAAGCUAUGGCAUUCUCAGACAAAGCUACGACUGUCUCCCCAACUUACUCUAAGGAAGUUUCUAGCAAUCCUGUAAUAGCAUCUCAUCUUCACAAGUUUCAUGGGAUCCUAAAUGGAAUUGAUCCAGAUAUAUGGGAUCCUUUAAAUGACAAAUUCAUUCCAGUAUGUUAUACAUCAGAAAAUGUUGUUGAAGGCAAAAGAGCUGCCAAGGAAGCUUUGCAGCAAAGACUUGGGCUGGAAAAGGCUGAUCGGCCCUUGGUAGGAAUAAUCACUCGCUUGACUCACCAGAAAGGAAUCCGCCUUAUUAAACAUGCCAUCUGGCGGACACUUGAUCGCAAUGGACAAGUUGUUCUGUUGGGCUCUGCUCCUGAUCCACGAAUCCAGAAUGAUUUUGUGAAUUUGGCAAAUCAAUUGCAUUCUACGCAUAAUGGCCGCGCACGUUUAUGUCUGACAUAUGAUGAGCCUCUCUCACACUUGAUAUAUGCUGGUGCAGAUUUCAUUCUGGUCCCUUCAAUAUUUGAACCAUGUGGACUAACCCAACUUACCGCAAUGAGAUAUGGUUCAAUUCCUGUCGUUCGUAAAACUGGAGGGCUCUUUGAUACUGUUUUUGAUGUUGAUGAUGACAAAGAAAGAGCAAAAGUUCAUGGUCUUGAGCCAAACGGGUUUAACUUUGAUGGAGCAGACGAGGCUGGUGUUGACUAUGCUCUUAAUAGAGCAAUCUCUGCUUGGUAUGAUGGAAGAGAAUGGUUCAACUCUUUGUGCAAGCGCGUUAUGGAGCAAGAUUGGUCUUGGAACAGGCCAGCUCUCGAUUACUUGGAGCUCUACCACGCUGCUCGCAAGUGAGAUAUAAGUUAGCAGAGGCUUCUGUACAGGUCAAUUGUUUUAUUUUAAAGCAAAUCUAACUGUACAUGUACAUCGGUUGUUCAAAUGAUUUUGACAUGGGGUAACAUAAAUUUCACUGUUUACACAAUAAGCAACAGUGCAAACAACACGAUAAAUGUUUUCUUUUUGCCCCGGUGGGAUGAACUUGAUUAUUGCCUCUUCUUCCAUUA